This is a messenger RNA of Aspergillus pseudoviridinutans, 9573 nucleotides long. Its product is annotated as putative fermentation associated protein (Csf1). Gene Ontology annotation, cellular component: membrane. Gene Ontology annotation, biological process: fermentation. The transcript is spliced from 3 exons. The record is from RefSeq and is a predicted model, not a curated record. NCBI's taxonomy places the organism in Eukaryota, Fungi, Ascomycota, Eurotiomycetes, Eurotiales, Aspergillaceae. Bases 1 to 9573 code for a protein of 3190 amino acids.
AUGGCCAGCACAAGCACGAGCUUGACAACCCUAUCUAUAACCCCCGAUCCUAGCUUUAACUGGUUCUUCCUCCUUGAGCUUAUCGUAUCUUGCAUCUUGGUGCUGUUUUUCCUGCUCUACUUUAAUCGUCUCUUCGCAACUCUCCUAUCGUACGCUAUCCGCGCCUAUACUUGGCACUACUAUCGCGCAUAUGUCGACAUUCAUGCGCUCCAGAUCUCGCUACUCGGAGGUAGGAUCUUCUGGAAAGGUAUCCGAUACCACGGGGUGAACGAGACCAUCUUUGUGCACGGAGGAUUCAUAACAUGGCAUUAUUGGAAGCGUACAGUCAGAAAGACUGAUCUGUCCUUGCUGAGUUCGCGCAAUGAAAGGACGCCGGCCGGAUCUCAACGCCCCGAUACUCCGAGCUUAGACAAGGCUAGCAGGGACAAUGGCGAAGGUGAACAGGGAGGCCAGAAAGGAGCGGGCAACCUUCCCUGUCGUAUUACAAUUCAGUUCUACGGUCUAGAGUGGUUUAUAUACAACCGGACGCCGGCCUACGACAGUAUUCUUGCCGGGUUUGGCCAACCUGUUGACUGCGAUGAUCCGACAGCUCCGCCGAGUCCUACCAAACCGCAAGGAACAGGAAGAGAUUCGUCGGAGCCGCGAUUGAAGGAAACCAAUCAGGCAAAUGGCACGGAAAGGAGAGAGUCACAAAAUGUGGCUGAACCUGCACAAGAGAUAGGGGAGAGUCUGUCGAGGCUGCUCCGACUCCUGCCACUCAAAAUCGCGUGCGAUAAGGGGGCCAUUGUCAUUGGAAAUGAAAACACAAGAUCAGUCUUGACCACCACCUUUGACAGUGGAACUGGUCUCAUAGAAGCCUGCAAUGCCAGCCCGUACGAUCUUUACCGGCAGGUCUUUUCUUUUCAGAUCAACCAUCCUGUUAUACAAAUGCGGCCCAACCCAGAUUACAAGCAGAGUCAGCUCGCUGCUGCUGAUGGACUAAGUUCAAAAAUUGAUGACAAAACAGGCAGGCAGCGCAAAAGAGACACCAUUUUUAAUUACCAAUUCCAGAAACGACGGGCAUGGCACAGUAUACGGGACCUCAUUCCCUACUUCCAGACUUCAGUCGAGUCAUUUCAUAAUCACAACAAAAACAUAAACGCGCCUAGAAACCAGACAGGCGCUCGGAACGAUGCCCGUUGGGUUGGUCUAUCCCGGUAUCUGGACGAUAGUACGCAAGACGACCAUGAAGAAUGGCAUUCUGUUGAGUAUGGAAGAUUCUCAACACUUGUUGAUAGCCCGAGCAUGGCCAUCUCCUACUAUUGGGAUAUUCCCGGAUGCGUUGUGCCUCACCAAGACCCAUGGAAGAUGUCAAUUUCUGCGGCGUCCUCAGACAUAAAUGGUGCGCCACCACCAGAAUGGGGCAUCGACAUCAAGUUGGAUGGGGGAACUAUCAACUACGGGCCUUGGGCCGAUAGGGAGCGUGUCGGCUUGCAGAACGUGUUUUUCCCGAACACCUACCGCAGCUCCCAGACCUCCGAACCAUUAGCCCCUGGUGACCUAAGAAGAAACACAGUCUUCAAAAUGAGACUGGAGAUGAGCCAAGAGACAACCUUGCGCAUCCCGACGAGGGAGCCUUCAAAAGACUGGCUGUGGAAAGGCCGAGCUGAUGCAAUCAGAGGAGCUCCGAAACUAAAGAAGCAACAAAAGAGAAGACAAUCGCGCCCUACGGAAGGUGAUAAAAGUAACCUUGGCCCUGACAUCCGUCCAUUUGGUUGGCUGUCUCUCCGCGUCGCUGGUGACUCCACCGUCACUUAUACUAUGGACAUGGUGGCCUCGACUACAAGCGGAUUCAACAAUUUACUCGAUCUGGAUCUUCGAGAUUCAAGACUGUCCUCCAGUGUCAACCAUGCAUUGCUGUGGCAAUGUCCUAGGCAGCUUGUCACCUGCGAUCUCUCUAACCCCCUUUCCUGGAACAGUCUUCGUACAUGGAACUUCGAUGUUGAGAGUCAUAACAUGGAGCUGUUUUUGUUGCGCGAUCACAUAUUCCUUCUUACUGAUCUCGUGAGUGAUUGGGCCUCUGGGCCCCCACAGGAAUACUUCAUUUUCGUGCCAUUUACCUAUACUCUCAACUUGUCCUUCGUCGAUUUCAAGCUUUUUCUUAACGUCAACGACCUCAACAUCAUAAGCAAUCCCUCCGACCUAGAUGACAACCGGAUGCUGGUUAUCAAGGGCAAGAAGCUGACAUCUGAUAUCUUGAUUCCUUUGACAACAUACAAGCCCGAGCAAAGCGCCGUCAAAUUCAACGUUUAUCUCGACGGUGGUGGAAUAGACUUCUUGUCACCGCAGUGGGAUACUCUGCACACAUUUCUGCAAGAUCGAUCAAUUGCCACGCUCGAUGGUCUUUCCCUCGGAGGCUCAUACAAUUAUUACCUUUCAACAGCGCCAGAUCUCACCGACACUUUGUUGCUCAGUAUUGAUGGUGUUUCACCUAAGCUCUAUCUAUAUGGAUUCUUGAUCAAAAGUUUCAUGACGAUAAGGGAAAAUUAUUUCGGAGAAGAAAUGCAUUUCAAAACGCUUGAAGAAUUUCAAGAACUGGCAUACUCCGAGGACCGAGUUAAUUUUCACAAUGGAAUUAAUCCGAACCGAAAGUCGAAUGACCUCGAUGUUAUCGUUCAUGUGGCCGUUGAUGAUGCUUGUGCCCUUCUGCCGGAGAAUAUUUAUGAUCGCUUGAAAUGCGUUAGGCUCACAGCUCCCUCCUUGGAGGUUGACUUGCGGUUUACCAACUACUACAUGGAUCUUCAAUUCUCAAUUUCACCCCUGAAAGCAGCUCUGCAGGUGCAUAUGGCUGAAGGACCAGGCAUCAUAUCUGAUCCGCAGCUGUUCCUUGACGGAGCUUUCAUCCACGGGCAUCGACUAUUUGGCCUGCCUCCUUCGGAACCGACCUAUGUUUGCAACUGGGACUUUGAAGUAGGGCAAAUCCUUGGCGAAUGUUCGGCGGAAUUCUUGGGCUGCUUAGCUGCAGCUUUACAGAGCUUCGAUCAGUCUUUCGAUAACGAAGAAAAUGCUCUUCCGCCGUUGGUUCCCAUUGCGCUCCAUGAUGUCACCUUCCUUCGUGCCAAAAUCCAACCAAUUCAUAUUUCGGUGUUGUCAGACCAAGCGGUGUUGAUGCUCAGCUCAGGGCCUAUCACAACUAACUUCAACGACUGGGCAAAUGCAUCAUUUUCAAAACGCAUGAGCCUUCUUGUACCCGAUCUCUCCAUCGCUGCAGUUAACUGCGGGGACAUUGACCCGAAAGGAAGUUCGCCGCCGGCAGAUGUAUCUCCCCUUGCGCUUUUUCAGACAACGGUCAAACUCAGAAUGGCACAGCGGAGGGCUGAUAUCAACGACGGUAGGAAAUUGCAACAAGAACACAUCGGCGUGCACGACCAGAGGACUCAAAGAACGCCAUGGCUCAUGUUUGAUUGGGAGGAUCUUGGCCCUAGUUCGUUUCGCACUCCAAAUGAUCAACUUGCUCCUCCAACAAUUGCCAUACCUUCCAUGCCGGAGCCUAUUAUUAAGCAACCUCAUAUGUUAUCCUCCUCAGUGGACAGUCUCUCCGAUUCCAGGAGCCAGCAAAGCUCAAGGAGCUUCGUCUUGCCUUCAGAUAGUUCGAGCGUUAGAAGUGGGAGAGGACGAACGAGGCGCAAGAAUAGGUCUUUACGAAAUCAACACGAAAUAGGGAGCGAUCGAAAACUCGAGCAAUGGAUUGAUAAGGAUGCUCGAGACAUAUCAACAUACUGCGAGGCCAGGGAAUUUCUGAGGGCGCUCUAUACAACAAAGAGCACCGAGUCCUCGAGUGCCUGGACAAUUCCCAAAUUCUCUCUUCACAAGAUCUCCUUAGAUAGUUCGCAGCUUCCCACAAGACGAAUUUCAGAUGGGGAUGUUUCUCGAGAUGGAGAGUUCGUUGCAAAAUUCGAUCCUCUAUUCUCACCGUUCGACGAGGACAGAGUAACUCACACGAAUUUUUUAUGCGAGUUGCCCUCAGGAAUUAGAGGCGCUUGCUCACCUGAGUUCCUAUUCCUGCUAUCAUCGUUGAUCGAGCAACUGCAACCAAGUCACCCGAUUGAGAUAAUCGAUUCGCUGCAGAAAGAAGUCAUAUCCGACAUUGUUGGUUAUGAUAAGUCAAUGAAACAACCGAAAAAAUCCACAAGCUUUGCGAUUCGGGCCCCAUUCAUAGUUGCGAAAAUGGUCAACGCUUCUGACUCCUCUGUGAAACAUGAAGUUGGGUUUCGAGAUGAGUACAGCAUCGAGAUUUCCAACCUAAGGACAGAAUUUCGAACGAGGAUUGAAAGACAGAAAGGCGAUCUUCUAGCCGGAAUCAAUAAAAAAUUCACCGCCCAUGCUGCAGCCCAGAGUCUCACGGUAUUUGUCGAGGGCGGCCGCUCGGAUGCGUUUCAGGAGAAAGCUGGGUUCAAAUGCCUUCUUAGCGACUUGAACUUUUGGCUGGUGACAGCACCCAUCACCAGAUCUAGCUUUCAGAUUCGUGCCUUUGAUACCGUCAGCUCCACGAAAUCGGUGGAGCAACUUGCUGUCCUCGUUCGUCGGGCAACAACUAUGUUUGAUACUGUGGCCUCAUAUUUUGAACAUAGCUCCUCUGUUGGCAGCAAGCGACUUCGCUUUCUAAUAUAUUCCCUUACCCCAUCGGCGGGAGCCAUCCCGGACCCUGCGUUCCUCACUCGCAUUUCGCAUGUUCUUAGGGUUGCUCCCACUCAUUUACGACAGCACGAUUCAUGGAAAAUCAUUUCUCGGAUUCGCAAUGUCUACAAUCAUCUACCAGUACAUCAACAGCGAGACUUGGUUUUGAAAUGCUCGAGCGACAAUAUCUCGAUUCCUGAUAACGCGGAGGCUACUGUAUUGUCAGGUUUCGACCAGUGGCGUGCCUGGGACUUGGCACAUGUACAGAAGAGUUAUGUGAUGCGAAAGAUCUGGAACACAUCAGAGCCGGAGCUGUCAGAUACACCGACAGCAAUAGCAUCGUCCCUUACAGUCAGAAACUUUCGCUUCACCAUUGAUCCUGGACCGAAAGAGAGUGACUUUGUCGUUGAGCAUUUGUCAUCUGCGUUGUCUAUCAGCCCGCAGCAGGGCUUGCCCGUUUUACUUGACAAGAAAUCGAAGAGCGUGGUCGUCUCGCAGACUUAUUGCUCAUCUGUUGGCCUCCACCUGCGGUGGGAAAUUCUCGAUCUUGUUGAUGGUGUGUUAAAGAUGUUGUCUUCGGUCAAACGAGAGUCGGCAUCUUCUGCUCAGGCAUCCAAUGAUCGACCCUUGAAAGACAACGAGCUACAACUCAUUUUCGGGGUUGGCUCCGGUUCCAUAACACUGGACGGCAUCAACGUCAAACUAGCAAUGCAUAGCAGGGCCCUGAGGAGCUCGAUCGUCCGCAAAUCAAAUGAGGCGGAGAAGCCCGAGGCCCUAAGUGUAUUACUCAGUGCUCAGAUGUGCUCCGCUGAACUAUCUAGUCUUUCCAAGGCUCUGAUGGCUUGGAACAUCAGCGAUCCGUAUAUAUACUCUUCGCGCAUCACGGAAGAGAAAAGGAAGGAACUGACUCACCACUGGAAGAUUGCUGGGGCUUGCAGGAAGCUGCGAUAUGAUAUGAAAGAAGAUCCCGUGAGCCUCGCGCACACAGCGGAUCGAGUGAUAGCUGAUGAGGUCCGGUACUUUCAUCGGCUUGCUAAGAACCUCGGUGACUCUCGGCCGGGCACGAGCACGGUGGUGGAGAAAUCAGCUUCCAAUAGCUUUCAUGUCGCAAUGUUCUUGGACGAUUAUCGGCUGAGUUUCUGUAUUCUACCCUCUUUGACCUACGCAAUUGCUGGCAAGGUGGCACGAAUGUCAGUCAUGCCCAGGACGGAAACCAAGAUCGAGGUCGAUUUCGACCUCAAGAAGAAUUCUCACACCUUCUACUCGAAUGAAGGGGACGGGCGCCGCGCUUUGUCGCAAUUAGAGAUACCACCCAUCAAUGGGCGGGUUAUGGUCAACAUGCCGUCCAGCGGCAUGGAGGUGGACGUCGAUACAACUAUUGAACUUAUUCAGUUGGAGGCAAGUGCUGUGCGGAGUCUCCUGGGUACUUUAACAAAACCCGAAGUUUCCCACUUGGUGUCGGAUCUUAAGCAGAAUGCCGAAGUCUUGCAGCUGCAUCUCGAAGAAGUUCUGGCUCUCAAUAAAUCUUCUCACCAAAAAGAAGCGCUUUCUGCCGAGCGUGGUCUCCUCUACAGGGCUCGUUUAUCCAUGGCAGGAACGAAAAUUCAUGCUACUGCUCCAGGUCUCAAUGGUAAGGAAUACUCCGCUGAUAUGGACUUGAAUUUGGGAAUGAUACGCAUGCGACUCGACAAUGGGUUGGACCAAGGGCGUCCGAUGGAGUUCCCGGAAUUUAAUAUCGACGCUUCGAAUAUCCUCUUUGAUUUGAAGAAACGUGAAGCAUCUCAAACUCGUUCGUUCUGCAGUAUUGCUGUGGAAGCUAAACUUCAGGGGACGUCCGUGACACGUGAAGAUGGGGAGGCCAGGCGAGCGUAUCAUCUGAACAGCAAGAGGUUCGACAUCGAGCUCUUUUCCGAAACGGCAGCCCUGGUUGUUGAUAUUGCUAGCCAUCUUCAGGAUCGCAUCAAGACCCUCGACUUAUCUCACGAGGUCAAGCGACUGAGAAAAUUACGCCGCCGUGGCCAUGCAGAGUUGACCGCUCAAGCCCCGGAGAUCCCAAAGAUCAAGAUCAGCGAUGAGACAAUUCCAAAUGACUUAUUCAGGGACAUGUAUUCAUUGGAUUUGAACAAUAUUCAGAUCGGAUGGAACAUGUCCACCUUGCCGCAGCAUAGAUCGGGGCGCAGGCCUGAUGAUCUGGUUUUCAGUAUCAAGCGCGUGGAUCUGUCAAAUAGCAGAACCAAUGCCGCCAAGCUUCGAAUUGAAGGCAUGCAAUUACAGAUGGUGCCAGCUUCUGGGGAUCGGCGGAAGCGUUCGCUUAACUCCGCGCUCAUGCCUGAAUUGGUGUUCAAUGUGGCAUAUUCUUCAAACGAAACGGAGAUUCUGCUGGCCCUCCAGGCCGCUGGAAAGUCGCUCGACGUGCGAGCAACAUCUGACUUCAUCCUCCCAGCCAGCAUGAUACGGGAUUCAAUCGCUUCUGCUAGCCAAAUUAUACGUGACGCGGAUUCUGUCUUGGUUGCGAAGCCAAACGUCGAAAGCAACAAGCAGCGUUCUCUCUUCGGAAACAAACGUCUACGCUCCGUACUAGUAGACGUUGACUUUGCGGGAGCUAUUCUGUCUCUUCAGAGCAAAUCCACCGACGACCAACGGACAUUGCUGACUGCAUCUUGGACGGGAAGUCGCCGGCCGGAAGCUAAGUAUGGGCAGUACGUCCAUGGAGAUGCAGCAACCACUGCGACACUCAGAGCCCCUGGGGUGGCGGUCAAGGUUCAAUUUGAGGACAAUGGCAAGGAUGUGUCCGCGUUGAACGCUGAAUUAAAGAUUGAUGCCUCGACAAAUGUCCUAUACCCGUCGCUUGUUCCUGUAAUAAAGCAGAUGACCGCCGCCAUCAAGGAGGUCAUGGAAGGCCACGACAAGCCAAGGAAACCAUCCAGUGCCGCCAUGUUACAGCCGCAGAAACUAAUGCAGGAGACCCCGUUUGACACGAAAGAUGCGGCCUCGAUUCUUGGCCGUUGCAAGGUGAAUGUCGGGGUUUUGAUUCACAAACAGGAGUUCAGCCUUAGCUGCCAGCCCAUCGCUAGAGUAGCGGCCACGGCAGGCUUCGAGAGCGUCUACAUAACGGUCAACACGGUGCAAUCCGAUGAGCAGGGACGAUUCUUGGCGCUUCUGGUAGCUUUCAAUUCCUUGCAGGCAUCAGUCAAGCAUGUGUACUCAAACGAGUCGACUGCGAGCUUUGACGUGAAGUCCAUCGUCAUGUCUCUCAUGAAUAGCAAACAUCUGGGCAGUUCGAAAGGCAUUUCGGUUGUGCUUCGAGUCAGUCCGAUGCAAGUGACGCUUAACGCAAAGCAAGUUCAAGACCUUCUCCUCUUCCGUGAAAUCUGGGUUCCUUCCAACGAAGAGACGAAAGGCGGCAGGACAUUUCAGCCGGAGUCAAACGAGCCUCAGGCUUACAUCGUCCAGCGUUACCAACAAGUGGCAGCAGCGCCAGCAUUUCCGUGGAAUAGUGCGGUUGCGAUUGAGAAGCUAGAGAUUCAGCUCGAUCUGGGCUCUACGCUUGGAAAGGCACAGUUUGCAGUCAACGAUUUGUGGCUGUCGUCGAGGAAGACAUCUGAUCGAGAACAAUCACUCAGCAUUGGUUUCAAGUCUACUGAGAUAGAAAGUAAAGGCCGGAUGAGCGGGUCGGUCGAGCUCCAGACACUGAAGAUUCGCACAUCCAUUCAAUGGCCGGACGAGAAGCCCAAUGUGCAUUCUGUUCCACUCAUUCAGGCCUCCAUCUCUUUCCAACAGCUGCAAGCCAAGGUCUCUUUCGAUUACCAACCGUUCCUGGUCGCCAAUAUCUCAAUGUUCGAUUUCCUAAUGUACAAUGUCCGAGGCGGCAAUGGUGCGCCUAAACAGCGGCUCUUCAGCAUUCUAGAAGGAGAUAAAGUGCAAGUAUUCUGUACUAGCUUGACUGCGUCGCAAUGUCUGGCGCUGAUCCAAGGCUGGCAGCGGCUGGCCCAAGACAAGCAAGCAGCGUACGAAGCAUCACUGCGCGAAGUCGAGAGAUACCUGCGCAGGAGGACAUCGGUGUUUACGGAGAAAAUAGAACCCCAAGCCAAGGAGUUGGCCAAGAAGGCGAAAGACACCAACGCUGAGAAGGCGCCUAUAUCUCUCAACACUGGGGUUGUCGUGAGCAUCACCGACGUCAAUCUCGGUGUUUUCCCGAGCUCUUUCUUCGAUAACCAGAUUUUCAAACUUGAGGCACACGAUGCACAGGCACGGUUCUAUGUCUCGCUCAAGGAGGGCAAGAUACAUAGUGCGCUUGGGCUCACACUGGGCCAGCUGCGUGUCGCUCUUUCGGCCGUCAACCGUCCCACAUCUACGGAUACUGAGGAUCUCCUAGUCAAUGAGAUAGUCAGUCGCGCCAUAGGGUCUCGCGGAGGAACGAUCCUCAAAGUGCCUCGGCUUAUGGCUAGUAUGGAGACUUGGCAGACCCCGGGCCUUCCACAGAUAGAGUACAUCUUCCGCAGUACUUUCGAAGGCAAGGUGGAUGUCGGAUGGAACUAUUCGCGCAUCAGUUUCAUUCGGGACAUGUGGGAACGCCAUUCCCGUGCGUUGACGUCUCGACUCGGCAAGCCGCUGCAGCCGUCGGCGGUUCGCAUCACUCGAGGACCGGGGCCGGAGGGAGAGGGGGAUAAGCAAGAGGAGAAGAUUACAGCGGUGGUCAAUGUACCCCAGUCCAAGUACACAUAUACGGCCUUGGAACCACCAGUGAUCGAAACGCCCCAGCUACGGGAUAUGGGCGAGGCCACCCCACCGUUGGAGUGGAUUGGGCUCCAACGGGACAAGCUGCCCAACAUCACGCAUCAGAUCGUUAUUGUGACGUUGUUGGAGAUUGCAAAAGAAGUGGAGGAUGCAUACGCGAAGAUUUUGGGAUCGUCAUGA